AAAAAUUAGUGGCAGAUUAGCCUCCCCAAACCUCUGAAAAUCUCAUUCUGUUAGUUUAAAUAAAAUCUUCCACUGGGAAUAUUUCUCCAAGUCCUCAGUAUGCUUUCUUGGGGUUUCUUAGGAAUAUAUAUGCAAGUUUUGUUGGUAAACUUGUUUGUACUGAAAAUUUAGUUUCUCCUUUAUGUUUGUGGACUAGCUGGAAGUUUUGCUCAAGGACUUUGCAAUACCAGAAAUAAUUUGUUAUUAGUGUAACUUCAUUGAAGAGAAAUGAGAUAAAUGCUAUAAUUUUGUUUUUAUCUAAUGACAUUUAAUUAAUGUAUAAAUGGUCAUAAUUAUUCAUUUAAGCAUAACUUGCCAUGCUCUGACACCAGAUGUUCUUCCUUUUUUUUUUUGGGAAAUGAAGUCAAAACUGUAUUAAAAUAGUGUUGUGUGAUUUCCCAUCCUAAAUCUGAGAUAGGUCAUAAUUGGAACUUCCUUUUUUUUUUUUUUUUCCCCCCUUCCCACUUUUAAACUGACGUUUGAGAAAUCAGUUUCAUCAGACCUUUCAUGCUGCUGUGAUGCCUCAUCCCUUUUUGGCAGGGAGUUAGAUGUCAGCCUUGUGCAUUGUAUGUCUGCUCUUUGGCCAAAGGACAGCAAUGGGAUAAAUUGACUGGUGGCAAAGAAAUUGUUAAGAGCUUAGUAGCUUAUUUUUUUCCCUGACAAGAAAUAAAAAGAGUGGGUCUUACAUAGCGCAGGACUGAUGACAUGAGUGUGGCACCAGUGCCAGAUACUACUUCAGGGACUAAUGUUGUAGAUGUGAGGAGACAAUUUGGUGGGAGUUGUUGAAUAUAACUGUUUGAUAUCAAUCUUGAAUUGUAGAGCCAAGUUCAAACAAGAGCUGGGGUCUGUCCGAAGACACGUUAGGGGUGUUGAAUUCCUUUGACAUUGUUUACAACAUUUUUCCCCUUAACAUAAUUCACAACAAUGUGUAAAACCGUUGCCAUGCUUUUAGUGCUAUUUUCAAUUUGGCAUCAUAUCAAAAUAAUGUCUUCUUUAGAGAUGGAAUUUGUUGAUUUUUCUCUCUUGUUGGAAAUAAUCCACUCUGCCUAUAAAAUGUUUUUGUGUAACACUCCUGCAGACAAAUUUAGCCAUUGGUAUGUUUAGAAGUUCGGAUACCUCUACCCAUGGCCACCUUGCUGUACCAAAAUUCCACAAAUUGUGUUCAACAAUCGUGAAAUCAAACAACAGUUCUACGCCACGUUUGUCUCAGGAACUAAAUGCAAGUACAGGAUCUGUAAAGAUUCCUCAUGAAGCAGCAACUAGAAAUAAUCCUUUAGGAAAGGUGCUGUACUUGUUAACAUUUGGGUUUUAAUUUGCUGGAAGACAAGAUGCCUAUUUACACAGUUCCUGCCAGGAGCCCCGCUGGGACACGAUGCAUGGCCACUUUGCGGAAGGCUUCCUCGCACAAUACCCUGGCCAGCAGCAAAGCAUCUGGGCAGCAGCUGAGGUCACAGGUGUUGGGAGAAAAGGAUAGUCUGCCUUCGUGUCCUGAGAAUAAGACUGAGGAAGUAAAUAGGACCUAUGUGAUUUCAGCUUGUGAAAAAGUGAGUGAUGCAUCAACUACUUUUAAACUUGAAGGCAGAUUAACACUCCAGAGGAGAACUGGAACAAGCAAAAAAUCAGUGUCUGGUAGUGACACAACACAGGGCACAGAAGAGCUACAAACAGAGAAAAGACUUACUUUGCAGAGGCGUGUGAGGACUGGGUCCACAGAGAAAAGUAAAAUUAAUCAGAAUAUUGUGCCUAGAAAAGAAAAUGAUGACUUUGAUGUGCAAAGAAAUGGCAAGAUUACACUUCCGCAGAAUAUUAAGGGUACAGAUGGUGUUAAACCAAACUUGAAGUUAACUGAGAAUCAGUCAAGUACCAAGUUGCAGCAUAACCUGAACAGCAAGGAUUCCUUUGGUUUAGUUGGUUGCGUCUGUGAAAAUGCUAUUUCCAAGUGCAUAAAAGAUAAGACAAGCACUGCUGACACAAAGUUUCAAAAUGAAGUUCCUAAAUCAGAACAGUUAGUUACCUCAAAAUGUACUAAUGGGCUAUCAGGAGAACAACCGAAUGAAAAAGGCAAUAUAAAUAAGCUAGCGGGAAAGCAAAGGGUACAGCACUUGAUGAUGAAACAUACCAGCUUGGAAAGACCAAGGACACCAGCAAAAGUUUCAACAGAAAGAUUUACACUGACACCAAUGAACAGCACUUCUCAAGAUCAACCAGCUCCCAAGCCAACCUCAAAUGAACGAACACCUCAUCUGCAAAUUGUAGCCAAAAAACUCCCUAAUGUCUCCAGCUCUCUUCCUGUGAGUACAGGUUCAGAAACAAAAGUGAACACAGAAACUUUAGCUGAGAGCAGCAGCACUGGGGAAGAUGUUUUCAAAGUGAAAAACAGCAAAGUGAUUGUAGCUGCGCGGGUGCGGCCCUUCAAUAACAGAGAGAAAACUGAAAACUCAUUCCCUGUAAUCUCCAUGAGUGGUUCAGAGACAAUUGUACGAAAUCCAUCCACAAACCAAGUUUACAGCUUCAGUUACGACUUCUCGUUCUGGUCUUUUGACGAGGGUCAUCCUAAUUUUGCAAGUCAAGCAAUGAUUUAUAAGACUUUGGCACAGCCACUCCUUGAAAGAGCUUUUGAGGGAUACAACGCUUGUCUUUUUGCUUAUGGGCAGACUGGCUCUGGAAAAUCGUACACGAUGAUGGGAUUUGAUGAAGACCGAGGAAUAAUUCCAAGACUUUGUGAAGAUCUUUUCAAUCAAAUAGCACAAGUGGACAAGGAACAGGUCUUGUAUCAUCUUGAAAUGAGCUUCUAUGAAGUAUACAAUGAGAAAAUUCAUGAUUUGCUUGUCUUUAAAGCUGAAAAUGGACAGAAGAAACAACAACUUCGUGUAAGAGAACAUCCAGUUUUAGGACCAUAUGUGGAAGGCCUGACAGUGAAUGUUGUCCGUUCUUACUCUGAUAUUCAGAGUUGGCUUGAACUAGGAAAUAAGCAGAGAGCAACAGCUGCUACAGUAAUGAAUGACAAGAGCUCUAGAUCUCAUUCUGUCUUCACCCUUGUCCUGACACAAACCAAGGUAGAAUUUGUGAAUGAAAAACAGUGUGAUCGUAGGCUUACCAGUCACAUAAAUCUAAUUGAUCUAGCUGGCAGUGAGUGCUGUACAAAAGCUCAGACCACUGGAGAAAGGCUGAAGGAAGGUGUGAGUAUCAAUAAAUCACUGUUGACCCUUGGAAGGGUUAUUUCUGCGCUCUCUAAACAGUCUCAAAACGGAAAGAAAAUGUUCAUUCCUUACCGGGAAUCUGUCCUUACUUGGUUGUUAAAGGAAAGUCUUGGUGGGAAUUCCCAAACGACCAUGAUUGCCACAGUGAGUCCAGCUGCCAGCAGCACGGAGGAGACGCUCAGCACCCUUCGCUAUGCGAAACAGGCUUGUUCAAUUAUCAACAUUGCUAAAGUAAAUGAAGAUGUAAAUGUCAAACUAAUCAGAGAAUUAAAAGCUGAAAUUGAAAAACUGAAGGCAGCUCAGAAAAGUGCUCUGAACACUGAUCAUGAAAAAUACAGGCGUUAUUUGCAGGAAAUAACAUCUCUGAGGGUAGAAUUGCACCAGCAGGAGAGGAACAUGGCAGAAAUGCAAAGGGCCUGGAAAGAAAAACUUGAGCAAGCAGAGAAAAGGAAAUUGGAAGAUAUAAAAGAAUUGCAGAAAGCUGGAAUUGCAUUCAAAAUGGACAAUCAUUUACCAAACCUUGUCAAUCUCAAUGAAGAUCCUCAGCUUUCUGAGGUGCUGUUAUAUAUGAUCAAAGAAGGAGAAACUACAGUUGGAAGGUGUACACCAAAUUCAAAACAUGAUAUCCAGCUUUCCGGAGUGCUGAUUGCUGAUGACCACUGUGUUAUAAAAAAUACUGCUGGCAAAGUAAGUAUUAUUCCGCUUAGAGAAGCCAAGACAUACGUAAAUGGGAAGUGCAUUUUGGACCCAACAGUUCUGCAUCAUGGUGAUCGAGUAAUCCUUGGGGGAGACCAUUAUUUCAGGUUUAAUCAUCCAGCAGAGGUUCAGAAAGUUAAAACACCUUCUUGUGGGACUACAUGUUUGCAUGAUGGUCCAAAAGAUUUUGAAUUUGCAAAGAAUGAGCUGCUUAUUGCACAGCGAACACAGCUUGAAUCAGAAAUUGAAGAGGCACGACUCAAAGCCAAGGAAGAAAUGAUGCAAAGUGUCCAAAUAGCAAAAGAGAUGGUUCAACAAGAACUGACCUCACAAAAAGAAGCGUAUGAAAGCAAAAUAAAAUCCCUGGAAGCAGAAGUGAGAGAAGAAUCUCGUAAGAAGCAAAUCCAAGAACUGAAUAACCAAAAAGCCACAACUAAAAUACAGGAGCUGGAGAAGGCAAAGAAAAGCCUUGAGCUAGAACUCCACUUCAAUAAGAAGCGUUUAGAAAUGGAGACCUUAGCUACCAAGCAGGCUCUAGAAGACCAUACUAUUCGUCAUGCAAAGAUAGUGGAAGCUCUGGAAGCUGAGAAGCAGAAGAUUGCUGAGGAAAUACACAGCCUUCAGAAGAAUCACAGAAGUGGGAAUAAACCAAUGAUGGUUCCACUGAACUGGAAGUCUCUGAAGCUGUCUGUGAUGAUUAAAGAGGCUAACACCAUUAGUAAUGAAUUAGGGAAAAACACUGUUUUCUGCAGGCAUGACAAAAUUGAUGAUAAAACAGGAACAGUGUCCUCUAUUCAGGUGCAGGUUCGUAAUAUCAAACUGGGAAUAACAACUUUUUGGAGCCUAGAGAAAUUUGAGUGUAAACUAGCAGCAAUGAAAGAACUCUAUGAGAGUAAUGAUAGAAAUAAAGCCGUUGUUGAUGUGUUUUAUGAUCCUGCUGACGAGUGGGAACCUGACCUUUCAGACAGCUCCAUUUCCUCGCUUUCCAGAAGAAGAAGUAGAAGCUUCAUGAAGAACCAGAGAAUUUCUGGAUGUUUGUCUGAGAUAAAAUUGCAAUCUAUUCAGAAUAAACAGACUUCCUAUAUAUCAGGUUCGCUGAACAAGUCCAGCAUAUGCCCAAGCUUUUCUGAAUUGUUUCUUCCUGGAAUUUGCAAAGAAUCUAUAAGUUCAGCUUUAGAUUUACUGGAACAGAUUAACGAAGGAGGAAAGAGCAUAGCAGAUAGUCUCCUAACUAAUUUGUUUAUAAUUUUUUCUGGAGCAUCUGCUAUUUCAAAAGCCUAUGAACAGCAAGAUGAAGAAUGUCAGGAGAACUUUUUCUCUCUUGAUCGUGCUGCUCAGUCCUACAGCAUCAGAAUUAUCUCUGCUUUUGACCAGAUUGUGGUUAUAAGUAAACUCUGGCUUAAUAAUGUCCAAAAGUGUCCUGGAUCUAUAAAAGUUGAUGAAGAAAUGAAACAGGAAAUAAAGAACUUGGGAGGUUAUUUACAGUUGCUGUUACAGGGGUGUUCUUCAGAUAUAUCCUCGAUGGUAGCAGAAGCAUGGAGCAAAGUAAACCAAACAGUAAAACAAACAAUGAAAUACACAGGACACUUGGCAGUAGUCACAACAGCUGAUAUUUCAUUUCCUGAAGAGAACAACAUUCCUGCCUCUAGUCUGCAGGAAUUUGUACUUGCCAUUUAUGAUGGAGUAGGCUCAGGUCUGGAGUGUCUCAUUGAUGCUGUACAGGAGAAAGCAAGAAUGGUACAGAAAGAACUUGUGAAACUAUGUCCACAAAAUGAGAUUCAAAACCGAAUAAAGGAUAAUGUGGUGGCAUUAGCCAGAUUCCUCGAAAGUAACAUGUCUUACUGCAGAAAGAAAGAAACAGAGUCUCAGUUGCCGGAAGAAGAAACUCUGUAUCGAGAAAUAAAGAAAAGCACUAAGAUUGCUGUGAAGUAUUUGGAAUUGGAGCAGUGCCUAACUGAAGUCUGUCAAAUUGUUUCUUCCAUGUUGCAAGGAUUAUACAGAAACACCAGCCCUCUCAGGAGCUUUGCAGAAAAUAUUUCUGUCAUAGCUGGAUAUUUUAACAACUAUUUCAGUUUAUUUACCUUGUCUUCCGCGAACAACCCUAUCCAGAAAAUGCAUGUACCUUUUAUGAACCUGGAUGAAUUGGACUCUCUGGUUGAUUCCCUUAUUCUGAAUUUUGAACUUGAACAAGGACAGCCAUCACUGCAAUCUCAAACUAUUUGUAAUGAAACUACUGAGGCUCGAGGAGGACAGGUUGAAACAGGUCAGGUAGAAUUUUCUUGGAAAUGGAAUGGGAUUCCAGAAUGCACACAGACUCCAGAGCCUUCACCUGGUAGGAUAGAAUGGGUGUAAAAUGUUAUUAUCAAGAAAUUAAAGAGAACUCUUUCCUAUUGUAACAUACCACAAAAAGCUAAAAUUUAUUGCUAAUAUUAUUAGUGAGUGAGUGGUGUGAAAGUAAAUGCCAUGAUUGUAUGAGGAUAAGUACCCUAUAUUUCACCAAAGAAAAAAUACAUUCCUUAAGAGGCUGUUAAACUUCAAAAUAGAAUUUCUUCUGUUUUAAUAGAAGUGUAUUACUACCUAGGUUUAUAAGAAAUAAUUUAAUUUUCUUUUAUUUUUGCUUCACCUCAGCUGCAUUAUGAUCUGGUAAUGCUAUUGCAACUUGAAAGUAGUUUUUUAUGCCUUUUUUUAAACAGAGCAAAAACUUUGUAUUUAUUUAUGUAGAGAAGGACAAUGAGAGAUAGUAAAAGUACUUUACAACCUUAUUUGAUGAAUGCUUUUUAAAGUGGUUUUUAGUUCAUUGAAGAAUCUGGACUUAAAGUAUCACAAUGAUGCUGUGCUUCAACAUGAUCUGAAGUAAGUUUAUGUUGGGUUCAUUGCUAGUGAGUUAGCUUUUGAUUGCUCAAAUCACUUUAACCACUAUUCAUACUGGAAUAGAGGCAUAUCGCUUCCUGAAUAAUAUAUAAAUUAUCCCAGGUUGUAGAGAGCUUCCCAAUCCAUUACUUCCUUGUUCUUUCUAUCAUUGUUUAACGUCUUACUUUUAGUCUGCUGGCUGGAGUUAACAGGAAGGAUGGAAAUUAACUUGCAUGGGUUUUAGAAGGCCUGGACUAAGCACAAUUUUCUCACAACAGUGCUGAGCAAUUUAUACAGUAAAACAUAAGGUUUUUUCGUAGACAUUAACACUUCUGUUGUGGUUUAAGCCCAGCUGGAAACUGAGCACCACACAGCCAUUCCCUCACUCCUCCACCAGUGGAGGAGAAUCAGAUGGGUAAAAGGGAGAUAAUUCCUGGCUUGAGCUAUAGACAGUUUAAUAAGAAGAGCAAAACCCACACUCACAAGCAAAGCAGAACAAGGAAUUAAUUUACUGCUUCUCAUGGUCUUCCCCAUGGGCUGCAGGGGAUUCUCUGGUCCUAUGCCUGGAGCAUGUCCUCCCUUGCUUCAUCAUGGGGUCGUGGGUCCUUCUCACAGACUGCAGUUCUUCAUGAACUGCUCCAGUGUGGGUCCCUUCCACAGGGUGCAGUCCUUAAGGAGCAGCCUGCAUGCGUCCCUCAUGGAGUUAAAAGUCCUGCCAACAAACCUGUUCUAGCAUGGUCUCCUUUCUCCACGGGUCCACAGGUCCCUGCCAGGAGCCUACUCCAUCAUAGGCUUUCCCUGGGGUCACAGCCUCCUUCAGGUUAUCCUGCUGUUCCAGUGUGGGAUCCUCCAUGGGCUGCAGGUGGAUAUCUGCUCCCACAUGGAUCCAUCCACAGGUCCCACUCUCUCUGAGUUGUGUUCACGCUGGAGUUCUGGAGUGUCCAGUACAGCAGCACAGAAACAGCAGCGAUGCCCUGGCUAGGUGCCAGUCCCUGUGCGUCACCACUGCUGUCCUCAAAAUGUUCCCAGGCAUUGCAGAGUGAGGGGAUCAGCAGCACAACAGCAGGGAAAGCAAAAAGCAGCCACUGAUGAGCACUACACUAACGAACUGUAAAGCAUCAAGCCCAGGGCAAGCAUAGGAGUCUGCCCAAAGCAGCCAAAGAGCCACAAGGGCUGUAAAUUCCAUCUAACACAUUCCAAUCAGAUCUCUUGUUAUCUGAAACCCUUUGAGCCCUACAUUGGGUGCCAAAGAGGGCUGCUGUGGUUUAACCCCAGCUGGUAACAGCCCCACACAGCUGCAUGCUCACUGCCUCCUGGUGGGACUGGGGAGACAAUUGGCAGGGUAAAAGUGAGAAAAAUCAGGGGCUGAGAUAAAGACAGUUUAAUAGGGAAAUCAAAAAUUGUGCACACAAGCCAAACAAAACAAGAAAAUCAAUUCACUGCUUCCUGUGGGCAGGUAGGUAUUCAGCCAUCCCCAGGGAACAGGGCUCCAUCACAUGUAAUGGCAGUAUGAGAAGCAGAAAAGGCCUUGGCUCUUUGUAAGUUCUGCUCAGCAAUAAAAAAAAAAAAUCUCUAUUUUAUCAUCAUUGUGUUUAGCACAAAUCCAAACUAUUGUUCUGUACAAGCUACCUUGAAAAAAUUAACCCUACCCAAACCGAAAUCAGCACAGCUUCCAAGGUGGAUAUUCAUAGCUGCCAUCUCGCCUUCUGAGGGAAGAUGUUCAACAUCUUGAGAAUUUCAGUCUUUGAGGACAUGUCAGACUCUUGGAACUGUUUUAUGUGAAAAGACUACAGCAGAAAUCAAUCAUUUUCUUUUGAAAGCUUUCACACUGUAGUUAUAAUUGAUGCUGUUAUUCAGUGAUUUUGUGCUUUUCUGAUGUAGAGGAAAUGGGGAAGGUAAUUAUGCUGAUCCAGUUACCCACAUAUGUAUUUCCUAAAGACUAGUACACUGUAAUACUUCGUCAAAAAAUGUCUAGCAGUGCAGCCCUGGCACCCAAAAUACUCAGCACUUUUUCUUGCUGCUAAUAAUUUCCUUCUUACAUGAGGUGUGAUGCUUAAUUGCUUUCUUACUGUAAAGGCCUUUGCAAGUUUGCUCAAGGGUUAAGAAAGUAUAUUCAGUUGUUCAGAUUUUUAUGCUUUAAAAAUGAAGAGAAGCCUGAUAUAUUUCUACUUGUGUAAAUAUAUAAUUUUGUAUUUGGCUGAAGUUUUAAAAACUUAACUGGUUCUUCUGCAUUGUGUAUCUAAGCAUGGGAAAUGUAAAGAGUAAAACUACAUCAUGUAACUGAUCACUGAUUUUUACAA
Corvus hawaiiensis (hawaiian crow) is the source of this 9085-nucleotide messenger RNA. RefSeq names its product kinesin family member 14 (gene KIF14). The record is from RefSeq and is a predicted model, not a curated record. Bases 1368 to 6287 code for a protein of 1639 amino acids. Lineage: Eukaryota; Metazoa; Chordata; Aves; Passeriformes; Corvidae. Gene Ontology annotation, biological process: microtubule-based movement. Gene Ontology annotation, molecular function: microtubule binding; ATP binding; microtubule motor activity. The transcript is spliced from 30 exons.